Molecule: messenger RNA, 1766 nt
Organism: Cimex lectularius (bed bug)
Lineage: Eukaryota; Metazoa; Arthropoda; Insecta; Hemiptera; Cimicidae
Gene: Start1
Product: steroidogenic acute regulatory protein-like
Exons: 11
Coding region: 190-1608 (472 amino acids)
Molecular function (GO): lipid binding
Source: RefSeq, a predicted model, not a curated record
UUAUCGCGGGGUUGCACAAACAAAGGAAGGUUCCUUUUUGAAGUUACCAUUUAUGUUAUCGUUUGUUAUCAGUUUCAUUGGAAAAACAAAGAAGUUUUGCCCUUUUCUAUUUAAUAAAGGGAUGCUUUCUACAAGAUUCAAUGAACGGCCAGAUUAGGUUUGGUUUGAUAUUUAGGACCCAGAUUGAAAAUGGAUUCGAACUCGCUCAUUGCUGUCUCUUCUGCUAAUAGCACAUUACCACAACAUUUGUACCCAUCAAUGAUUCCGUCCACACCGUUUAUACAUCCAAGUUUCACUCCUGCUAGUGUUACACAGGGCAUUAGAGAGAAUGGACGGAUAUCGCCGAUAAGAAGAUUCUUCUGCUUGUUUGUCACAUUUGACCUUCUUCUAAUUUCACUCUUAUGGCUAAUUAUUUUAGAGUUAUCUGGCAAUUUCCAAUGGAUUCUGGUCUACCACCAACAGAUUCUUCAUUACUCUAUGAAAAGUUCCUUAUUCGAUAUAGUGGUGUGUUCAUUAAGCAGAUUUGUGAUAUUACUUAUUUUCUACGCUUUAUUUCAAAUUUCACAUUGGUGUAUUGUUGCUUUGACAACGGCUAGUACGUGUGUUCUUUUAGCUGUUAAGGUGUAUGUAUUUGAUUGGGGAGACAGCACCACUCAGAUUCUCCAAGUUAUUUUAAUUUUGACUUCAUUUAUACUUGUCUGGUUAGAAGUCUGGCUCAUGGACAUAAAAGUGAUACCACAAGAGAGAGUCGCACGAAAUUACGCCAAUGCUUUGGCCGGCAAUGAAAGGGCCCCGUUAGUCAAUCCUUUCGCCCAGAACCAAGUAAGCUCGGAUACAAUGUCAGCAUCUGUGAAUUUUUAUUCUCCUUAUGAAAAUUCAUCUGAUUCUACUGAUGAUGAAUUGAAUCAAACAGCCAAAUCAAUUAGACAAAUAAAAUAUGACUGUAAUAACUCUAGGAGAUCAGAUGAUACAUACAAAAUAAAAGCAAAAGAAAUUUUAGAAGAAGCAUGGGAAAUGAUAAAUAAUAAUAAAUGGAUUUUUGAAAGAAAAACUGAUGAAGGUGACAUAAUUUCAAGUCAGAAGAUUGAUGUUAGGCUGGAGACGGGGCAUACAGUUUAUAAAUUAAUUGGACUUGUUGAUGCCUCCUACAUAGAUGUAAAGAAGGUAUUGUACGAUAAUUUGGAAAGCUUUCCCGAAUGGAAUCCUUCUAUACAAGAAGCAAAAGUCCUUCAGGAAAUAGAUUCUUGUACAGACAUUAGCUAUCAGAUAUCGAAGAAAGUUGGCUUAGUCGCUAGCCGCGAAUAUAUCACGCUGAGACAUUGGGAAGAAAAAUACGGUUAUUGCAUCAUAGCCAGCGGCUCAGUCAUAUGGCCUCGCCUUCCCACUAGCAAAAAGAUAGUCAGGGGAGAAAAUGGGCCAGGUUGCUGGGUGUUCCAGCGUAAAUCAGAGUGGCAGACUGAAGUCAAAUGGUUGCUUAAUACGAAAAUUAAUGGAUGGGUGCCUCAGGCUGCAGUCGAGACGGCAAUGAUAAAAGUGAUGUCAAACACUAUGAUUCACCUUCGACGCUGCCUAUCAUCAACGAGCAAAAAAUGUGCACAGUUGCUUUGACUCGUGAGACAAAGAAGUACUAUUAUUUCAAAAAUUAUAGCAACUGGAUUAUGUUUAUGUAUUUAUAUAUUUAACUCGAUCUUUUAUGCUCUAAUUUAAUUUUUGAUAAUGAAUUUUUGGAAUAUUAUUUUUUUAAAAAGCCUUGUAAAAUAUGAACG